AUGCGUACCCUCACCCUCUUGGCCACCUUACUGGCCGUUCUGGCCGGUCUGUACAAUUACCUCAAUGCGCGUCUCGAACAGUUUUACAUCUUCGAACCCGGCCAGUUGCAUGAUCUCUCUCAGCGUGCAAUUGCUGCCCACGGAAACGAUACUCGCGCCGUUGUAAAUUACAUUGUCUCGGAGCUAGAUGAGAAGGUCCCCGGAAGCCACCUGAACAAGGAAGAGGAAUGGGUGUUCAAUAACGCCGGCGGUGCCAUGGGUGCCAUGUAUAUUAUUCAUGCUAGUAUCACGGAGUACUUGAUUAUUUUUGGAACCGCAAUCGGCACCGAAGGCCACACUGGCCGUCACACUGCGGAUGAUUACUUCAACAUCCUUCAGGGUACCCAGCUUGCCUAUGUCCCUGGAUCCUACGAACCUGAGGUCUACCCUCAGGGCAGCGUGCACCAUCUCAAGCGUGGUGAGGUGAAGCAAUACAAGAUGGAUGCGUCCUGCUUCGCGCUGGAAUAUGCCCGUGGCUGGAUCCCUCCCAUGCUCUUCUUCGGAUAUGCCGAUACUUUCUCCAGCACUCUGGAUUUCCCUACCCUGUGGGCUACUUCUAGAAUCACGGGCCGGGAGAUGAUCGCCAACUUGUUCAAGGGGAAGCUGUAA
Molecule: messenger RNA, 648 nt
Organism: Aspergillus bombycis
Lineage: Eukaryota; Fungi; Ascomycota; Eurotiomycetes; Eurotiales; Aspergillaceae
Gene: erg2
Product: C-8 sterol isomerase ERG2
Exons: 3
Coding region: 1-648 (215 amino acids)
Biological process (GO): ergosterol biosynthetic process
Cellular component (GO): endoplasmic reticulum
Source: RefSeq, a predicted model, not a curated record